Echinostoma caproni is the source of this 2958-nucleotide messenger RNA. The record is from the annotation of a GenBank genome assembly. NCBI's taxonomy places the organism in Eukaryota, Metazoa, Platyhelminthes, Trematoda, Plagiorchiida, Echinostomatidae.
AUGUGCAUUCCUCUUGAACCCACAGAUGCCGGUUUGCGUGCGACUCAAGUCACAUCGGUCUUGCCAUCCGGGGCGGCAGCUCAGGCUGGUCUCGAACCCGGUCAGAUUAUUGUGUCAAUCGGCGAUACAUCCGUGGACGGUCUGACCGUGCAUCAAAUUCAAUCCCUCAUCGACGAGACCACAGCAAGAUUGGGUGAAGUGGCUCUGUACGUGUCGAGUCGGGAUGAUGUAACUUAUCCACCUCGGAGUGUACAUACGGGCAAUGCACCCGCGAUCGAGGAAUUCCAACCUAGUUUCGAAUCCUUCCAGCGGAGUACCGAUCGCGAUACCUUCGUCUCUGUGGCUAACCCUAUCCCCAGCCCUCCUGACACGGCAGGUUCAGAGAUCAAUCUACGAUUAGUGCGGAAAGAAGCAUACCGAUCGGGUCCUUCUGCAGACGAUGGACUGUUUCCAUUUUCUGUCAACCGACCAUUUGCUCCAGAAUCCAAUCGGACGGAUACACAUUAUGAGCACAGAGACUUGUUACCCGCAAACCCUGCUAGCACUCCUACCCCUCAGAUCAAUUUUAAACCCCGACACACCAAUAUCCGUUCCACUGCGCGCAUAACUGCGUCACAAGCCCUAUAUGGCUCAACUCAGCCACAGUUAGGUGCUGUGGCUAGUUUGGCCAUCGAUGGUGGUCUUAGUCCAGAUCAACUACUGCACAUUGGCUGCUCCGGUCCAGAUCCUCCCCAUCGUUCUCCGCCCGGCACCUCUAUUCCCCCAUCCGUUAUGCCAGAAGAUGAGUCUUCGGUUAGUCCGAAUCGUGCAACUGGAUCCACCGCAUUUUACGCGCGCCACUCACGUCCCACUUAUGCAGCGCAUCAACCCAUACUUCUCAAUCGAUCCGGUCAAAGCGGAGUUGGGUGUGGUUCCACGUUCCGUGGGCCCUCACGUGCUCACAUUCGCAUUCCAGUUUGGUCCAGCAGUUCUCGGGGUUACUAUCCUCAUCCACAUCACCAUCCACCGUUCCACUUGAGCACUACAACCACAGCCACCUCAAUUGGAGCACGUCGGGGAUCAUUUCCAUUACAAAUGACCCGAGUCGGAGGUCUGGUUUUGGACACUAGGGAUGGGACGCACGUACCAAACACACAGGCCCAAACUGAGUUAGGAUCCUCGGGAACCUACCAAUCUCUGUCUGCGUGUACAUCGCCGACCAGUGUGAAACACCCGAGCGACUCUUCUUCCUCACCACGAGGUACUGCUUUUUUCUCCUCGUCCAGUGUACCUAGUCCGGCGAAUACUCCACCUUUACCUUCAGUCACGAGUACAUCAGUAACCGCUCCCACCAGUUGUGUGGAUAUUGUCCGUUUGGGACCUGGAGAUACAGUUACACAUGCCUUAUCAGGUGAAUCGCGCUACACUGCGCAUAGUCUGAUUCGUAUGCACUAUUGCCCACAGCCAUACGUCAGUUUAGGACCGGUUGAUGACAGUCGUGUGACAGUGCCAAUCUGUACUACACCACCAUGGUUCUCGUCGGACGGUAGCUCUGGGAGUGGUGGGCCGGUUUCGGUUACAGCUGGUCAGGUACCCAUGGUACCCGGCAGUCAAGUCUUUUCCUGGACUUCUUUCACUCCUGCUUUAUCACAACCGAGCGAAAAAUCCCCUAUCCAGCAUUCCUCUACCUCAUCUGCGGUACUUGGCGAACAAUUCACUGUGAUUUCGGACUCCCGACUAACCAAUCCUGAUCCCUCCUUACAUCCCCAAGCAUUGGCUCCACAAAAUGCGUUGGCACAGACGACAGCUCAAGUGACCGGUCGACCAUCAGGGUUCACAUCUCCCACUGGACCACAAGUCGCACGCACAGUACGACACUUGAGACGGAUACGGCACAUAUUCGGAGAUUCUCUUGGCUAUGUGAGUUCAGCCACCUCAGCCUCAAUGGGCGCGCUCGCUGUGGCGGAGAAAAAUUGUGCCUCCACAAACAGUCUGGUUGAAUUGCGACCGCAUGGCAGUCGAUCGGUGGAAUCGGUCCGACCGGCCAGUCUCGUGUACAAAUGCCCGGAACCAGAUUGUCUUCUAGAGGCCGAAUUGAGCGGCGAUCGGGGCUCCGGUGCCUUGUUAUUACUUUCGUCCGCUGUUCCGGGUCCGACUAUGCAGCAGCAUCAACCACAUCAAGUGAUGAUCCGAUUCGAACAACUUCCUGCACAGUAUCAAAACUGCAAAUGUCCAACAGUCUGGGAACGAUAUUAUGCCUCAUUCAUGGAUGACACCUUACGACUCACGCGCCUGGUUCCUCAUGGUCAAACAGAUGAGUGUGACUCUCCACCGGCUCAUUUGCAUCUGAACCUGAUCGAGAGUAGUCUGACUUGGCACUCUCCCUCGGAUCUUUCUGAUUUGGAUUUGCCCAGUGGUACUCGCUGGGCCACUGGGGAUUCCGUCAUCGGGUUCUUACGGAUUCCAGCUAGUCGCAUACAAUGUCAACUCUAUUUCUUGCAUCGACAACUUGCUUCCGGUCUGCUGGGGCAGUGGGGGCCGAUUUCGCUGGCAGCAGUCACCACCACUAGUUCGGUGAUUAGUUCUGAUCAGAAUCUGGCCGGGUUGGGAUACACACAAACAAUAUCGGAAUCCGGUGUCAGUCAGCAGUUCGUUCAGUCAUGUACCACACGUCCGGCAUCGAGAGGCAAGCAUGCCACUGGACGUUCUUCCAGUCUAGGACUGGCCGGACCUCCAGGGGGUGUUCCUCUUCUUCGUGCUGUUGGUACUGCAGCGGCCUCUGUCGGUAUGCCUUUAGUCGGACGAUCAAGCUUGACCUCAUGGCUCCAUCCAAGCGGCCAGAAGACAACCGGAGAACCGGUUGUCGAUUCAGUUAAUGGUGACGUAACCAAAGGUAAUAACUUUUAUGGGAUCCUAUCUCAUUCUGACUUUCCCUUUCCCAUUGAGUUUUUUGAAGACUGUUUGCCUGGAUUUUUAUGA